Symbiodinium pilosum is the source of this 561-nucleotide messenger RNA. Lineage: Eukaryota; Dinophyceae; Suessiales; Symbiodiniaceae. The record is from the annotation of a GenBank genome assembly.
AUGUAUCAGACGCCUGGCAAGGAGGCGCGAAGCUUCUUCCCGCCCACUGUGAACGUGCGGCACCUCAAGAAUACCUGGCUAAAGAAAGCCAUGGAGGGGACAGACUGGGAGCCAAUGAGGGAUAAGAUCAAGGGCAACAACAUAUAUGUCUUCGUGGAGAGCGACAAGGACCUGAAGCCUUCGAUCCAGGCCUACAUGAAAAUUGAGAAGCAGUUCAACCGGACUGCCAAGCUCGAUGUUCUUAGAGAAGAAUGGGUGGAGCGCCUGACCUACGACCUCCAGCCCUUGGUCGGCGGCAUGAUGAGUGAAGAGUGGGACAUCAUGGAGCCUGCAGAUGUCGUCAAGCUGAAGGACUUUCCCACGAAAACAGAGCUUAUCGGUCAGAUUGCGGGCUCCAUCAAGCAAGUUACCACCAAGCUUGCAAUUGGCGUCCGUCAGGUGCCUACAAAGUUGGCGAUCGGCCUCAAGAAAACUGUGGAGAAGGGCGAGGAAGGUGGCAAGAGAGCGGGGCUCAACCCAUUUGCCGUAAAGGAAUCUGGCAGCAAUACCAACCAGCGCUGA